Messenger RNA from Chlorella variabilis, 459 nucleotides. RefSeq lists its product as hypothetical. Gene Ontology annotation, molecular function: calcium ion binding. The transcript has 3 exons. The record is from RefSeq and is a predicted model, not a curated record. NCBI's taxonomy places the organism in Eukaryota, Viridiplantae, Chlorophyta, Trebouxiophyceae, Chlorellales, Chlorellaceae. The annotation marks the transcript as partial. Gene Ontology annotation, cellular component: extrinsic component of membrane; photosystem II oxygen evolving complex; photosystem II. Gene Ontology annotation, biological process: photosynthesis.
AAGGGCUACGUGCCUGUGCGGGACACGCAGGACGGCUACAGCUUCCUGUACCCCUUUGGGUGGCAGGAGGUGCAGGUGGAGGGGCAGGACGUGGUGUACAAGGACGUGAUUGAGCCGCUGGAGAGCGUCAGCGUCAGCCUGGUGCCCACCGAGAAGGCAGAGGUGGGGGAGUUUGGGGAUGCCAAGGAGGUGGCCUUCACGCUAGCCGACAAGGUGCUGACGGCGCCCAACCAGGAGAUUGCGCUGAUCAACGUGGGGGAGCGCACCACCAACGGCCGCAAGUACUACGAUUUCGAGUUCACGGCCAAGAGCAGGGGCUUCACGCGCCACGCGCUGGCCUCUGUCACCGUGGGCAACGGCAAGUUCUACACGCUGCUGACGGGCGCCAACGAGCGGCGGUGGGGCCGCAUGAAGGACCAGAUCAAGACGGUGGUCAACUCCUUCGUGGUGGACGACCGC